AUGGUGGCUAGCAAACCCCUUUUGCCAAUGGUCUGUGCUUGCUUCGAGUGCUCCAAGAUUUUCGAGGUUGUUGAUAUCGGAAAGAAGGAGCGUUUCAGACCUGAGGAGAGUAUAUUUAACAUUCGAUGUUGGGCUGAUGGAGUUGACCCGCCCGAGGGGGCGAAGAAAGCUGCCCGUAACCGUCGUUCAAUGACUAAAAUGAUGAUGAAGAUGAUGUGGCUCAAACUGACGGGGCGUGAGAAAUCUUUAGGCCCGCGUGAGCGGCGUCCGAUCAUGUUUGCCAAAUAA
Messenger RNA from Perkinsus marinus ATCC 50983, 288 nucleotides. RefSeq lists its product as hypothetical. The coding region runs from base 1 to 288 and encodes 95 amino acids. The transcript is spliced from 3 exons. NCBI's taxonomy places the organism in Eukaryota, Perkinsozoa, Perkinsida, Perkinsidae. The record is from RefSeq and is a predicted model, not a curated record.